Messenger RNA from Ceraceosorus guamensis, 1799 nucleotides. RefSeq names its product FAD dependent oxidoreductase. The coding region runs from base 1 to 1449 and encodes 482 amino acids. Gene Ontology annotation, molecular function: sarcosine oxidase activity; flavin adenine dinucleotide binding. The record is from RefSeq and is a predicted model, not a curated record. The transcript is spliced from 5 exons. Lineage: Eukaryota; Fungi; Basidiomycota; Exobasidiomycetes; Ceraceosorales; Ceraceosoraceae.
AUGAGCGAGUCUUCCAAGACUGGCUCGCAGCCUGCACAAGGCAGACAGAACAUCAUCGUAGUGGGCGCGGGCAUCUUUGGUCUGUCCUUGGCCACGGAGCUACAUGAGCGAGGCUACAGAGUAACCGUGCUGGAGCGCAAUCGGUACGAUCAGACGGCCUACGAUCCGCUAGACGCAUCCACCGAGAAUGCAGCGAGCGUGGAUCACAACAAGAUCUUCCGAGCAUCGUAUGGCAAAAAGUUGCACUACCAGAGAUUGGCAUUCGAAGCGAGACAGCGCUGGUUGGAGCUCAAUGAGCAAGCCGAUACGCCCCUCUUUAGUGCUUGCGGCAUGUUGCGCGUGCAGCCCAGCAACACGCUCGACGCGCUGGAGCAAGAGACGUUGAGGAACAUGACGCGCGACGGAAUACGCUCCAGUCAAUUCGUAGAGGGUGAAGAGGAAGAUGCGAAUCGAGCCGAGGCGCAAGGAUGGGCGCACAAGCUGCUCAGAUUCGACUUGAGGCAGCAAGACGAGCGUAGCGAAGAUGAGGAGGCGCAAGGGUACAAUGGACAUUGCUUUGCUGCUACGCUCGACUCCACUGCGGGAUUCAUCAGCAGCAGCGAAGCUUGUCGGUACUUUCAACGACGAGCCGAAGCUCUCGGCGUGCAUUUCCGCUUCGGCGUGCAGGUCCAGGCUUUGCUACAGCAGCAACAAGCUCACCCGAACGCUCCUCGAGUCGUGCGAGGUGUGCUGCUAUCGAGCGGCCAAGAGAUUGCGUGCGACCAAGUGAUCGUAGCGUGCGGAUCGAGCAGCACGCAGCUCUUCCCCGCCCUCUCUUACCACGUCGAAUCUUCCGCAGGCAGCGUGGCCGCAUUCCAACUCGAUGCGGUGCGCGAUGCGGCAUUAUGGGAGAAGUACGCUGCGGAAAGAUUUCCGGUCAUCACUUGGAAGAGCGCGGUUAGGGAUGGCGAGGGAAGAGAUACGGGAAGCGUGUACGUCUUGCCCAGGACCAAAGAGGGAGUGAUCAAGAUUGGGUAUAGAGGAGUCAAGUACACCAAUUUUCAAGCGGCACCCGACUCUGCCUAUUCGCAAAAGGGUCAAUGGUCCAUCCCCUUGCCGUCUGUCUCCUCGCACAUCAUCCCUCGCCAAUCCACCUCAUCCAUUCGAACCUUUGUGCAGCUCUUUCUGCCCGAACUAGCGCAGCGUCCGUUUGCUUGGACGAAGCUCUGCUGGUACACCGACUCGCUGGACAACGAGUUUGUGGUGGAUAGACCGCCCAAAGAGGAGUGGAGCGGCGUAUUCGUUUGCACGGGAGGCAGCGGGCACGGUGCCAAGUUCUUGCCGGUCUUGGGAAAGGUGCGUGCGGAGGGCGUUAUGAAAUCCUUUUGGAGGUGGAGAGAGGACAAGCCGAGGGGCAAUGGAUUGGAUGAAGGUCCGGAUGGUGAUAGGAAUCUCAACCGAGCGACUUGAAAGGGCCUCACGGCCGGGGGCGGGGGAAGAGGGCAAAACAAGAAAUGUCCAGAAGAAAAAAGAGGGAGAGGAGUAAUCCUACGACUCUUGCGCGGAGAGAGAGAGAGAGAGAGCCUUGAAAUGAGGGUUCGAUCCAUGAAAAAACUUUGCAGAGUCCAAGGAUUUGUGGGUUCUUGUCGGCUAUUCUCGCCGAGGGACGCGCGAGUUGUGAAAGGUUAUGAGUGUGUGAGGGGGAACAAACCCUUGAGCGAGUGAUCCAUGAGGCAUUCGCUCGGAACCUUUUGCAACACGGGCGAAGCAUAGCCUCCCGAAGCAUCGCCCUCUCUCUCUCAACUCCGCGCAAUCCAAAU